AGAUGACCAUCUCCAUCUGCAACUCCCCAUCAUCUUCCAGUCCCAUCUCUCUCUCUCUCUCUCUCUCUCUCUCAGACAUGGCUUCUUUGCUUUCUCUCUCUAACUUCAUCACUGCAGCCGCCGUUCUUCUCCCCCCUAUCCUCGCUUUUCUGACCUACCAGAUCAUCGCCGCCAAGCUGCAGGGCAAGAAGAGCAAGAAGAAGUACCCUCCGGUGGCCGGCACCGUAUUCAACCAGCUCCUCAAUUUCCCCCGGCUCCACCACUACAUGACUGAUCUCGCCGCCAAGUACCGAACUUACAGGUUGCUCGGCCCUUUCAGGAACGAGGUUUACACUUCUGAUCCUGCCAAUGUUGAGUAUAUUCUCAAAACCAACUUCGAGAACUUCGGCAAGGGGGAUUAUAAUUAUAGCAUCUUAAGCGACCUAUUGGGUGAUGGAAUCUUCACAGUUGAUGGAGACACCUGGAAGCAACAGAGAAAAGUAUCGAGCUAUGAAUUCUCCACCAAGGUAUUAAGGGACUUCAGCAGCGUCAUCUUCAAGAAAAAUGCAGCAAAACUGGCUAAUAUCAUCUCCGAGGCUGCCACUUCUGGCCAAACAAUGGAUAUGCAAGAUCUGUUUAUGAAAUCAACCUUAGAUUCGAUAUUCAAGGUUGGCUUUGGAGCUGAACUUGACAGCGUGUGUGGGUCAAGUGAAGGCGCCAAAUUUAGCAGGGCUUUUGAUGAUUCAAGUGCAAUGACUCUUUGGCGAUACGUUGAUAUCUUUUGGAAGAUAAAGAAAGCUCUCAACAUAGGUUCAGAAGCGGAGAUAAAGAAAAAUGUCAAAAUCAUUGAUGAUUUUGUAUACAAGCUGAUCCAUAGCAGGGCUGAGCAAAUGAACAUGUCAGGAAAUGAUUCCUCGCCAACGAAAGAGGACAUUUUGUCAAGGUUUCUGCACGUGAAUGAAAUGAAUCCAAAGUACCUGAGGGACAUUAUUCUUAAUUUUAUCAUUGCUGGCAAAGACACUACGGCGACAACUCUUUCCUGGUUCAUUUAUCUUCUGUGCAAGCAUCCAGACGUACAGGAAAAGGUUGCACAAGAAAUAAAAGAAGCAACCAACAGCAAAGAGGUUAGAGACUUUGCUCAGUUUGCGACUAGUAUAAGCGAAGAAGCUCUUGAAAAGAUGCAGUAUCUUCAUGCAGCUUUGUCUGAGACUCUCAGGCUCUACCCUGCAGUCCCAGCGGACGCAAAGUUAUGCUUCUCAGACGAUACACUGCCAGAUGGGAACAGUGUGAGGAAAGGGGAUAUGGUGGUUUAUCAACCAUAUGCAAUGGGGAGGAUGAAAUUUUUAUGGGGCGAUGAUGCAGAAGAGUUCAGACCAGAGCGAUGGCUCGAUGAGAAUGGGACAUUUCGACCAGAAAGCCCUUUCAAAUUUACAGCCUUCCAGGCUGGACCGCGGAUUUGUCUGGGAAAGGAUUUCGCCUAUAGGCAGAUGAAGAUCUAUUCAGCAGUACUGUUGACCUUUUUCGCUUUCAAAUUGAGCGAUGACACGAAAGCUGUCAAAUACAGAACGAUGAUUAACCUUCACGUUGAUGAGGGGCUCCACGUUCGUGCAUUCCACAGACUGCCUCAGCUGUAAUGCAACUACCUUGCUGAGCUUUCAGUGUGGGCCGUGACUAGUGUGAAAGUGGCCAACAAAGGCCAAGCCUCUCUGUGAGCUGUGUACUACUGCCUGUAAUGAGACCCUGAAUCUGCUCUUGGGAUGAUGAUGUAUGUAUCUAAAUGGUUGCAUGGCUGGUUUAAAGAUAA
Molecule: messenger RNA, 1783 nt
Organism: Diospyros lotus (date-plum)
Lineage: Eukaryota; Viridiplantae; Streptophyta; Magnoliopsida; Ericales; Ebenaceae
Product: cytochrome P450 704C1-like
Exons: 6
Coding region: 3-1613 (536 amino acids)
Molecular function (GO): monooxygenase activity; iron ion binding; heme binding
Source: RefSeq, a predicted model, not a curated record